Orycteropus afer afer is the source of this 1560-nucleotide messenger RNA. The record is from RefSeq and is a predicted model, not a curated record. Lineage: Eukaryota; Metazoa; Chordata; Mammalia; Tubulidentata; Orycteropodidae.
AUGGCUACAAAGGACCUCUUUCAACUGCUGAGGAGUGAAGAUCCCUCCUUGAGAACCAAGAGAAGAGAUAAUGGUUACGAAUGUAAGGAAUGUGGGAAAGCAUUUAGUAAUCUUUCAGACCUCUCUAGAUAUGAAAGAAUUCACAGAGGACAGAUGGCCUAUGAAUGUAAGGAAUGUGGGAAGCCAGUUAGUUGUUCCUAUACCCUCUCUGUACAUAAAAGAAUUGACAAUGGAGAACGGUCCUAUGAAUGUACAGAAUGUGGUAAAGCAUUUAGGAACUGCUCAGACCUCAAUGUACAUAAAAGAGUUCAUAGUGGUGAGAGGCCCUAUGAAUGUAAGGAAUGUGGAAAAGCAUUUAGUGAGCUUUCAGUCCUCUCUAGACAUGAAAGAAUUCACAGAGGAAAGAUGCCCUAUGAAUGUAAGGAAUGUGGGAAGGCAUUUCGUCGGUUCUCAACCUUCUCAACACAUAAAGGAAUUCAUAGUGGAGAGAGGCCCUAUGAAUGUCAGGAAUGUGGGAAAGCAUUUAGUCAUCCCUCACACCUCUCUGCACAUAAACGAAUUCACACUGGAGAGAGGCCCUAUGAAUGUAAAGAAUGUGGGAAAGUAUUUCGUUACCCCUCAGACCUCUCUGUACAUAAAAGAGUUCACAGUGGAGAGAGGCCCUAUGAAUGUAAGGAAUGUGGAAAAACAUUUAUUCAGUCCUCAAACCUCUCUGUACAUAAAAGAGUUCACAGUGGAGAGAUGCCCUAUGAAUGUAAGGAAUGUGGGAAAGUAUUUCGUCAGGCCUCAAACCUCUCUAUACAUAAAAGAGUUCACAGUGGAGAGAGGCCCUAUGAAUGUAAGGAAUGUGGGAAAGUAUUUAGUCAGAACUCAAAACUCUCUUUACAUAAACGAAUUCACAGUGGAGAGAGGCCCUGUGAAUGUAAAGAAUGUGGUAAAGUAUUUCGUUACCCCUCAGACCUCUCUGUACAUAAAAGAGUUCACAGUGGAGAGAGGCCCUAUCAAUGUAAGGAAUGUGGAAAAACAUUUAUUCAGUCCUCAAACCUCUCUGUACAUAAAAGAGUUCACAGUGGAGAGAGGCCCUAUGAAUGUAAGGAAUGUGGGAAAGUAUUUCGUCAGGCCUCAAACCUCUCUGUACAUAAAAGAGUUCACAGUGGAGAGAGGCCCUAUGAAUGUAAGGAAUGUGGGAAAGUAUUUAGUCAGCACUCACAACUCUCUUUACAUAAACGAAUUCACAGUGGAGAGAGGCCCUGUGAAUGUAAAGAAUGUGGGAAAGUAUUUCGUUACCCCUCAGACCUCUCUGUACAUAAAAGAGUUCACAGUAGAGAGAGGCCCUGUGAAUGUAAGGAAUGUGGAAAAACAUUUAUUCAGUCCUCAAACCUCUCUAUACAUAAAAGAGUUCACAGUGGAGGGAGGCCCUAUGAAUGUAAGGAAUGUGGGAAAGCAUUUAGUUGUUCUUCUACCCUGUCUGUACAUGAAAGAAUUCACAAUGGAGAGAGCCCAUAUGAAUGUAAAGAAUUUGGUAAAGCAUUUAGGAAGCUCUCAGAUCUCUGUAUAUAA